Messenger RNA from Malus domestica (apple), 2565 nucleotides. RefSeq names its product receptor-like protein EIX2. Lineage: Eukaryota; Viridiplantae; Streptophyta; Magnoliopsida; Rosales; Rosaceae. Gene Ontology annotation, molecular function: protein binding. The record is from RefSeq and is a predicted model, not a curated record.
AUGCACUUUUAUGCUUUGAUUGCGGUGCUAAUUUCGUUACAACAUUUCAACCCUUCUCUAUCCCUUGGAUUCGAUAAUAAAGUUUCUUCAGGAGUAGCACUUGGCCACGAUGAUGCUUCUGGUGCGGCGGUGAGGUGCAUAGAGAGGGAAAGGGAAGCACUCCUUGCUUUCAAACAAGGCCUCGUGGAUGAAUACAACCAACUCACUUCUUGGGGAUCUCCUGAUUGUUGCACAUGGGAAGGAGUUUUCUGCAGCAACCAAACCAAAGGUGAUCAUGUUAUCAAACUUGAUCUUCUAGUAUAUGAUUUGCAAGAUAAGACGAUAAGCCCUAAACUGAUUGAGUUGCAGCAUUUGAAAUAUUUGAGCCUCUAUGGAAUUGACUUCAAUGGGAGCCAAAUUCCAGAUUUCAUUGGUUCCCUAUCCAAUUUAAGAUACCUCGAUCUCUCUGACGCUUCUUUUGGUGGUCGAAUUCCAAGUCAGCUUGGAAACCUUUCACACUUCCUACAACUCAAUCUUGCCUACAACCACUUUGCUACUAAUGUUGUGCAAAAUCUCAAUUCUUGGCUCCCUCGUCUUUCUUCAUUAACACAUUUGGAUUUGAGUUAUAACAAUCUCAAUAACACUUAUGACUGGCUCGAAACAAUUAAUAAGCUCCCUAAGCUAAGGGACUUUUCAUUAAGGGAUUGUUCUCUUCAUUCUCCUCCAAUGCCUUCCACUCUCUUUACCACAAAUUCUUCUUCUUCUAUAUAUCUUGCUCAUGGUGAUUUCAGUUUGGACCGUCUCACAUCUUCGAUAUUCGUAUGGUUGUCAACCUACAGUACAAGCCUUGUUUAUCUUGACCUCAUUGGCAACAAUUUAACUGGUCCAAUUCCUGGUGUUAUCGGAAACUUGACCUCGCUUUCCUAUCUUGAUCUCUCUUUUAACCAAAUUGAAGGAUGGAAUCCGCAUUCUUUUGCUAGGUUAUGUAGUUUGCGAUCGUUGGUCCUCAGGAGCAACAGACUGAAUGGACAAUUUUCCCAGUUGGUUCAAAUAUUAAUGUCUGCAUGCGCUCAAAACUCAUUAAAGUUUCUGGACCUCUCUUACAAUCAUCUAGUCGGGCCAUUUCCUAAUCUUAUAAAGUUUUUGUCGUUGAAAGAUUUAGAUCUCUCUGGCAAUCAAGUAAGUGGAAUAAUUCCUGAAACUAUUGGGAAAAUGUCUAAGCUCGAGAGUAUCGACCUUAGUAUGAAUCAUUUGGGAGGGGUGAUUUCCGAAAGCCAUUUCUCACGACUUGCCAGAUUGAAAUAUUUGGAUUUGUCCUUUAACUCUCUAGUUUUAAACUUCCAUUCAGAUUGGAUUUCUCCUUUCCAAUUGGAUUAUAUAAUUCUAGGUUCUUGCAAGGGAGGAAUGUCUCCUAAUUUGGCCUUCAUGAAUCUCUCACACAAUCAAAUUGGAGGAACAAUACUUGCAAAUUUGACAUUGGAGUUUGCAUAUUCCCCUCAAUUACAUUUGAGUUCCAACAAAUUGGAAGGUCCAAUCCCCUCAUUUCUAUCACAAGCGUCAUUCCUCGAUCUCUCAAAUAAUAAUUUUUCCGGGCCAAUUACUUGGUUGCGUGCACCUACCGCAACAAGUUUAACCUUUCUUAAUCUCUCAAGUAACAAUCUCUAUGGACAACUUCCAGAUUUCUUGACAUAUUUGGACAAUAUGGUCAUGCUCGAUUUGAGUUACAAUGCUCUUUCUGGGAAAAUUCCUGCCACAAUAGGCUCCUUAUUUCGGAUGGAAACGCUGAAGUUAAGAAGCAACAGGUUUGUGGGAGAAUUGCCUUCAUCGUUGAAGAACUGCACAGGUUUAAGAGUUAUUGAUCUUGGAAAUAACACAUUAUCAGGACCUAUACCAAAAUGGUUAGGAGUUAGUUUUCAGGAUUUGGUUAUCCUAAUGCUUUCAUCAAAUCAAUUCAAUGGAAGCAUGCCAUCACAGUUAUGUCGUCUAUCACGCAUUCAGAUUUUGGAUUUCUCUAUGAACAACAUCUCGGGAGGUAUACCCAAGUGCUUCAAUAAUUUGACUACUCUAGCUCAGAAAGGAAAUCCAAAUAUGAAGAUCACACAUUAUUACGAAGCGCCCGAGAUUUCAGAUGAGUAUGAGGAUGAUGCGGCCUUCAUAUGGAAGGGAAGCAUGCAAGUAUACAGAAACACUUUGGGGCUUAUGAAGAGAAUUGAUUUCUCAAGCAACAGAUUAAUCGGGGAGAUACCAAAAGAAAUCAGUCACAUAACUCCAGACAUUGGAAAGUUGCAGUCAUUGGAUGCCCUUGAUUUGUCAAGAAACCAGUUAGAUGGAAGAAUUCCGACAAGCCUUGCUCGAAUAGAUCGUCUUGGUGUCUUGGACUUGUCAUAUAACAACUUGUUUGGCGAAAUUCCCAUCGGAACUCAGCUCCAAAGCUUUGAUCCCUCUACUUACGCUGGAAACCCUCAGCUGUGUGGACCUCCGCUUCAAAAGCCGUGUAUUCCGGGGAAAACAGAUCGUCCAUAUGAGAACAUUGGGAUGAGAAAAGAAGAAGAGAAGGAUGAGCUUAUAAGUGUUGUGCUAAGAUAG